Messenger RNA from Impatiens glandulifera, 1653 nucleotides. Its product is annotated as adenosylhomocysteinase-like. The coding region runs from base 67 to 1524 and encodes 485 amino acids. The record is from RefSeq and is a predicted model, not a curated record. Gene Ontology annotation, molecular function: adenosylhomocysteinase activity. The transcript has 2 exons. Gene Ontology annotation, cellular component: cytosol. NCBI's taxonomy places the organism in Eukaryota, Viridiplantae, Streptophyta, Magnoliopsida, Ericales, Balsaminaceae. Gene Ontology annotation, biological process: L-methionine cycle.
CUUCCAAUACUAACAAAACCAGAGAGAUUAAUUCUCUGAUCAGAUCAAGCCACGCCAAGCCAAGCCAUGGCUCUCCUAGUCGAGAAAACCACCUCCGGCCGCGAAUACAAGGUCAAGGACAUGUCGCAGGCUGAUUUCGGCCGUCUCGAGCUCGACCUCGCCGAAAUCGAAAUGCCCGGUCUCAUGUCCUGUCGCACUGAAUACGGACCUUCUCAACCCUUCAAAGGAGCAAAGAUCACAGGAUCUCUCCACAUGACAAUCCAAACCGCUGUCUUGAUCGAGACCCUAACCGCCCUCGGCGCAGAUGUCCGUUGGUGCUCAUGCAACAUCUUCUCCACUCAGGAUCACGCCGCUGCCGCAAUCGCCCGUGAUUCUGCUGCCGUGUUUGCCUGGAAAGGCGAAACUUUACAGGAAUACUGGUGGUGUACUGAACGAGCCUUGGAUUGGGGACCCGAUGGCGGACCAGAUCUGAUUGUUGAUGAUGGAGGCGACACUACUCUCAUUAUACAUGAAGGAGUUAAGGCUGAGGAGGAGUAUGAAAAGACAGGAAAGUUUCCAGAUCCGAAUUCCACUGAUAAUGCUGAGUUUCAGAUUGUUUUGACUCUGAUCCGUGAUGGGUUGAAAAUCGAUCCGAAGAAGUAUCACAGGAUGAAGGAGAGACUUGUUGGUGUAUCUGAGGAAACUACUACUGGUGUCAAGAGACUUUACCAGAUGCAGGCUAAUGGCACCUUGUUGUUCCCUGCCAUUAAUGUCAAUGAUUCUGUCACCAAAAGCAAGUUUGAUAACUUGUAUGGAUGUCGUCAUUCACUCCCGGAUGGUUUGAUGAGGGCUACCGAUGUAAUGAUAGCAGGAAAGGUAGGUGUGGUUUGUGGUUAUGGAGACGUGGGUAAAGGUUGUGCUGCGGCAUUGAAACAAGCUGGUGCCCGUGUAAUCGUAACAGAAAUUGACCCAAUCUGCGCCCUUCAAGCCUUAAUGGAAGGUUACCAAGUUCUAACUCUAGAAGAUAUAGUCUCAGAAGCAGACAUUUUCGUUACCACAACCGGUAACAAAGACAUAAUUAUGCUUAGUGACAUGAAGAAGAUGAAGAACAAUGCAAUCGUGUGUAACAUUGGGCAUUUUGACAAUGAGAUUGACAUGCAAGGGCUGGAGAACUACCCUGGUGUGAAGAGAAUCACGAUUAAACCACAGACUGACAGAUGGGUUUUCCCUGAAACGAAGACUGGUAUUAUAAUUUUGGCUGAGGGGCGACUAAUGAACCUGGGGUGUGCGACGGGGCAUCCUAGCUUUGUGAUGUCGUGUUCGUUUACGAAUCAGGUGAUUGCUCAGCUUGAGCUGUGGAAUGAGAAGAGUACUGGGAAGUAUGAGAAGAAGGUUUAUGUUUUACCCAAGCAUUUGGAUGAGAAGGUGGCGGCUCUUCAUCUUGGUAAACUUGGGGCUAAGCUCACUAAACUGUCCAAAGAUCAAUCUGACUAUAUUAGUAUUCCAAUUGAAGGACCUUACAAACCGGGUCACUACAGGUACUAGAACAAGAACACAAGAACCAGCCAUUGGGUUUUGUUCUGCUUCCAUUGUUUAAUGUUUUGGAUGAAUUCGUGUUUAGUUUAGUUGUGUUUGUUCUAUCCUCAUCGGAUCGGUGAAAUAAAAUAUGUUGGU